AUGGGCGAGCAAGCGUUUAAUAUUUCGGAUGAAAAUUUAGAACAGCAUAUUGUUACUUUAUUUGAAAAAUUGGAGUGUUUACGGAAGGAUGCGAACUCGCACUGUGACGGGGGUCUGUCAGGCAGAGUUCCGGCGAGGUUGGAGUUACGGACUUUGUCUUUGUGGAAAGCAGUGGUAGCGGAGUGCGCGGCUUCUUUUCUUUAUGUGUUCAUCGUUUGCGGUGCGGCAGGCGGAGCGGGCGUAGGAGCGUCCGCUUCAGCUGUGCUCCUCUCAACCGCACUAGCUUCCGGUUGUGCUAUUGCAACGCUGACUAUGUGUUUUGCUAAUAUAUCUGGUGCUCAUGUAAAUCCAGCAGUGUCAGCAGCGUUGUGUGUGCGUAGACGCGUGUCUCCGUUGCGUGCGGCGUUGUACGUCGCCGCGCAAUGUGGCGGUGCGAUCGCAGGCGCAGCCGCUUUAUAUGGGUAA
Molecule: messenger RNA, 465 nt
Organism: Arctia plantaginis
Lineage: Eukaryota; Metazoa; Arthropoda; Insecta; Lepidoptera; Erebidae
Source: the annotation of a GenBank genome assembly